Messenger RNA from Komagataella phaffii GS115, 2385 nucleotides. Its product is annotated as Homodimeric Zn2Cys6 zinc finger transcription factor. Gene Ontology annotation, cellular component: nucleus. NCBI's taxonomy places the organism in Eukaryota, Fungi, Ascomycota, Pichiomycetes, Pichiales, Pichiaceae. Gene Ontology annotation, molecular function: transcription cis-regulatory region binding; zinc ion binding; DNA-binding transcription factor activity, RNA polymerase II-specific. The transcript has a single exon. The coding region runs from base 1 to 2385 and encodes 794 amino acids. Gene Ontology annotation, biological process: DNA-templated transcription; regulation of DNA-templated transcription. The record is from RefSeq and is a predicted model, not a curated record.
AUGUCAAACGUAGAGGACACCUAUCAUAGUUCCUCAGAAACUCCGGAAAUAAAGUCUCCUACUCUGAAUGGGACGACUUCAGAUACAAAAGGAAAUCUUUCAGGUUCCGCCCUCAAGAGAAGAGCUGUUGCCUGCAAGUCAUGUCAUUCCCUCAAAGUCAAAUGCGUUCCGGUAGAUGUGAACGAUCCUGGAGGUCCCUGUAUUCGGUGUGAAAAGGCCAAAAGAGAGUGCAAAAUUGAUGUUAGUCAACUAAGAAAAAAGAAAACCAAAAAAGUUGAUAAACCAUCGACUUCCACCACAGAUUUAGAAAAAAAAGUAAUCUUUCUGGAGAAUGAACUACGGAAGCAAAAGGCCAUUAAUAGCAAACUGGGCUAUCACCCAGGAAAUACCGGGUCGAUACCGCAAGUUUAUCCCAUAAAUUCACCUCAGCAAUUUGGCAACGCAAGUGUUCACAGUGAUAACUCUUCAGCAGCAUCGCAAAACUAUAUCCCCCAGCAGCAAAAAGUCUAUCUGAAUCCCGAAGGAGCCUAUCAAGACGAGCUCAAUUUACUGGAUGAUAUAUAUAAUGCUGUGGAUCGACAAAAGAUUUCUGAAGUGCGUUCUCUUGCUGACACUCGGACAAGCUACCUGGAGAAUAGGUAUAGCAAGGAAAAAUACAAUGUUAUCAAACUGGGCAUAUUAACUAUCGAAGAGGCUGAAGAGAGACUGCAUGUCUUUAACACAAAAUUGCACAAGAAGUUUCCGUUUGUUGACAUACCGUUUUUUGCGUCCAUAGACGAGUUUAUGAAUGAGCAGCCUAUUCUGUUUAUCACUGUAAUGUCGAUAACUUCUAUGUGUGUUUCAAAAAGUGUCGAUCAGAAACAAAUGUACUUGGAUCAAUUAGCUAUCCAAGCCAUUACGGCGGAAAUUUUAAUUAUUGGAAAGAAGACAUUAGAGUUGUUGAAAUCACUAUUGUUACUGAACAUUUGGUACAAUACACCGGAACUGUUUGAUCAUAGACGAUAUCACAUCUUUAACUCUUUGUGUGAGGUAAUGGUCUCAGAUUUAGGGUUAACCAACUUGGCAAGUUAUUUUUUCAGUGGAGAGGAAGGUAUUGUCAAGAAGUCCCAAAGACUAAGCGAGAACGAUACGAUAGAAUGCAGAGCUCUGUUACUAAUGGUUUUUUCCACCUCUGUCUGUACAUCAUUGUUCCUUAGGAGGCCAAUUAGAGUUGUUUGGUCUGAAUAUUUGGAACAAUCUUGUGCAUUGCUUGAGUCAUCUAAUGAAUCCAAGUAUAGGUACAUUUCCCUCUAUGGGAGAUUGAACCACAUUCUAGAAAAAAUAUAUCAUGCAAUUCAUUCCCAUGAGGAUCCUAUAUCGUCUGAAUGCUCUUCUUCAAGAAUACGGUACACAAUUAACCAGGUGCAAUUAGAGUUAAACCAGAUUAAACUAAAGAUCAAUAAUGAUCCUUAUCUUGGAAUUUAUUACUACAGUGUGCAGGCAUAUUUAUACGAGCCAGAGCUACAGAAAUUUGCGACUAUCCACUCCUUGGUCCAAGGUUCAACACAGUUACCCCAUUAUGUUGUGAAUAGCAUCGAUCUUUGCGCUCAAUCAUGUUUUUCGGCUAUUCGACUAUUUUGUUCCCUUGCCCCAGAGGACGUGGCAGUCUUGCCAUUAUUCUACUCUUCAAGAGUCAUUUACACUUCUGGUAUGUUACUCAGGUUGAGAUACUUGACGUUCUGCAUUCCAUCCCUUUCCAAUAUUGGAAUUGUUCCUAAGGAGUAUCUUUAUGAGAUUAAGCGAUUCACUGAAGUGGUGGUUAAUAGUGCUCGUGAGCAUCCAGGUAAUGUCUUUUUGGGUAAGCAGGUGUUAAUUAUUGCGCUGUUUCUCAAGACUUCGAUUUCACAGGUUACCAAUUGGAGGCAAAUGAAGCUGAGCCUGCAAAUGGCCUCUAAUGUUGGGCACCAGAAACAAGAGCCAGAUCAGCAGGAGCCGUUACAUGAACGGUAUACUCCUGAAGUCACUACCAAUCAAGUUGAGCAGCAUACUGAAGCUCCUAAUAGGGCAUAUCUGACGUCUCCAACUACAUGGGCACCAAGAACUCAAUCUCAAGGAUACCACCCGGGUUCUCCGUUGGAAAUUCUUUCGAACGCUGCAGAGAUGCACGAUCUAAAUAAAAACUAUACUGAAGAAACUGAUACAAACAAACCAACAGACUUUCAGAAGCUUUUCAACAGCAAUGAUAUCAAUUCAUUUGAUCAAGAUCCCUCAGGGACGCAGUCGGACAAAAGUUUGGAAAUGUCAUACUGGGCUCUCAGCGAUGAGUUUUGGAGUGACUUACUAGUUCCUGCUGAUCUAAACAUGGCAGGACAUGUUUCAUCUGAGCCGGCCCCCAAAAGACUUUAA